Notolabrus celidotus (New Zealand spotty) is the source of this 1362-nucleotide messenger RNA. It is a transcript of the gene hspb1, whose product is annotated as heat shock protein, alpha-crystallin-related, 1. The coding region runs from base 206 to 826 and encodes 206 amino acids. The transcript has 3 exons. The record is from RefSeq and is a predicted model, not a curated record. Lineage: Eukaryota; Metazoa; Chordata; Actinopteri; Labriformes; Labridae. Gene Ontology annotation, molecular function: protein folding chaperone. Gene Ontology annotation, biological process: response to heat; protein refolding.
AGUACUUUCCAUAAAAAUGCAAGGGGGGCUUGAGUCGAAGGGGAGGACUCUGUUGACAGGGGUGGUGUCAGUGCGUAUAAAAGCUCACAGCUGAGAGGCACACAGCACGUUGGGAAAACAUUUCCAAAGAGGCCAAAGGGUUCCCCCUCUGCAGCCAGCAGCUCUUCUCUACAGCAGCACUCCUCUGCCACCCAAACGCUUCACCAUGACUGAGAGACGUAUUCCUUUCACCCUGCUCCGCACUCCCAGCUGGGACCCCUUCAGGGACUGGCACAGCCGCAUCUUUGACCAGUCCUUUGGCAUGCCAGCUUUGUCAGAGGACUUUACCACAUUCCCCAGCACCCACUGGCCAGGGUACAUGCGCCCCCAAAUGAUGGCUCCUGACAUGGGUGCUGCUAUGGGUGCUGCUAUGAUGCCCCACACUCCUGUGAUGUACCCCGGCGCCAUGAUGGCUCAGCAGGCCCGUGCUCUGUCACGACAAAUGAGCACCGGCAUAUCAGAGAUCAAGCAGACCUUAGACAGCUGGAAGGUUUCCCUGGAUGUGAAUCACUUCUCUCCUGAGGAGCUGGUGGUCAAGACCAAGGACGGAGUGGUGGAAAUCAGUGGCAAGCACGAGGAGAGGAAGGACGAGCACGGCUUUGUGUCUAGAUGCUUCACCAGGAAAUACACCCUCCCCCCCACAGCUAACGCCGAGAAGGUGACCUCUUCUCUGUCUCCUGACGGCGUCCUGACCAUAGAGGCUCCUCUGGUGGUUCCCGCCAUCCAGUCCUCAGAGACCACCAUCCCCGUCAACAUGGACACCAAGGGGGGCAUGGUGAAGAAGUAGAAAGGGCAACUUUUUAUCUCCUGCUCCCAAACAAAAACACAUUCAGAAUCCGCACUUUAUUUCCACCACAUGCUUCUAGAUUAUCUCCCCUCCUAAAGCAGUCUUGUUGAGAGGAGGGCAUGGGAUUGCCCUUGCUCUCCUCUCUCUCUCAUAUCUCUCCUCUGUCUCUGGUAAAGAGCCAACCCCAGCUGAGUGCACAGAGUAAACACAUCUGCAGCAGAGCCAUACGCCUGCUUGUUCUGCUGUAAUUACACUUCUCUUCUGAAUGGAGGAACUCUCAGCUUAGCCUCAUGCACAGAUCUUUUUUUUUCUCUGCCUCACUUACACACAUGUACACCUUUUUCAAAUCCCCUACAUGCUGCCUCUACAAACAGUACUGUAAGAACAUAAGAUAAAGAGCUAAAACCUCAGAUGAGCAAACAUACACACCAGCUGUUGGUGCAGAACAAAUCCUCUUCCAUCAUGGACUGUUUUCAUCCGCUGUGGCCUCUGGAAAGUUUGCAUUCAUGCAGAAACAAAAUAAAGAUUUAACAACA